UUUUACUCACAUUGAUCAAAAAUUUUGAACGAAUUGCUGUCGACUGCGAGAGCGCGAGUCUGUGAAUUGUUGAUUGUUGAAUGAUUGUUGAAAUUCUUUUUGUUGGCCAAGAUGGAUAAGACAACUAAAAAACCAAAGAACAUUUUGAAGUUGGAUGAGACAGUAGUUAAUAGAAUUGCAGCAGGAGAAAUCAUUCAAAGACCUGCAAAUGCUCUCAAGGAAAUGUUAGAAAAUAGCCUUGAUGCUGGAUCUACAUCAAUUCAAGUGACAGUGAAAGAUGGUGGUUUAAAGCUCCUGAAAAUUCAAGAUAACGGAAGUGGGAUAAAUAAGGAAGACUUUGCCAUUGUGUGUGAACGUUUCACUACAAGUAAACUUCAGAAAUUUGAAGAUUUAAAUGCAAUUGGUACUUUUGGAUUUCGAGGAGAAGCCUUGGCUUCCAUAAGUCAUGUUGCUCAUUUAACCAUCAUAACUAAAACUGUUGAAAUGCAGUGUGCUUACAAAAGUUCAUACCACAAUGGCAAACUAGUUGGGGCCUCAAAACCAUGUGCUGGGACACAGGGAACCCAGAUAGUGGUGGAAGAUCUAUUCUACAAUGUCCCAACAAGGAGAAAUGCUUUAAAAUCACCUUCUGAUGAGCAUAACAGGAUUAUUGAAGUUAUAACUCGCUUUGCUGUACAUAAUGCUUCUGUUGGAUUCAGCUUGAAGAAGUUGAAUGACAAUGGUUCAGAUGUAAGAACAUCUCCCAAUUCAACUCAAGAGGACAAUAUUCGGAUUCUUUAUGGCCAUGCUGUGGCAAAAGAUUUAAUCAAGCUAAAUGUUGAAGACCCUGUACUUAAAGUAAAAGUUAAUGGGUUGAUUUCUAAUGUUGAUUAUGCUGGAGCAAAGUUCACUAUGCUUUUAUUUAUUAACCAUCGCCUUGUGGAUUCUACCCCGUUAAAGAGAGCGCUAGAUAGCGUGUAUGCGACAUACUUGGCGAAAGGAAAACAUCCCUUCGUUUAUUUGAGCAUUGAAAUUGCUCCUAAUUGCGUUGAUGUCAAUGUGCAUCCUACCAAACAUGAAGUCCAUUUCCUCAACGAAGAUGCAAUUAUACAUAAAAUUCAAUCAACAGCAGAUAUAUUACUAAAAAAUGCGAGUACGUCGAGGAGUUUUGCCAUACAGACUGUUAUUCCACCGAGUAAUUUUCUUAACAAACCGGAGAGCAGAGUAACCAAUUCCAACGCUACCAAGGUUUACGAUAAACAACUUGUUAGAACCGACAGUAAAGAUCAGAAAAUCGAUAAAUUUCUCGAUAAAUCAACAACCGCCCCGGAAUCCAUGAUGUCGUCAUUGGAUCAAUCUAGUUUCAUCAAUCAAACAUCAGUGGAGGCUUCAUAUGAACCUUCGAUUUCUGUUAACCAGCGAAUAGAAGCAGAGAGAUCUGAGGUUCCCGAUAAAGUAAGAACUAUUCCAAGGGAGCCAGAGAAAAAUAAUUCGACUAUAAGCCACGGUGUUAUAGAAAGUAUUACCGAAAGACGCAACUUUGAAUUGACAAGCCUAAGUCAGUUGCGUGAAGCCGUCAAGAAUAAUACUGACCAGGUGUUACGCGACACUUUUAAAGACUCUAUAUUUGUUGGGUGCGUGAGUGAAAAGCAUUGCCUUAUUCAGCAUGGAACGCGCCUAUACAUUUUCUGCUUGGAAAGAGUGGCCGAAGAAUUCUUCUAUCAAAGGUUUCUUGAGGAAUUCGGCAACUGUGGUGUCAUCUGCUUAUCGGACCCUCCACCGCUAUACAAUCUCGCUCUAAUGGCAAUGGAUCAGGAAGAUAAUGAAUGGCGGCCCGAAGACGGUCCCAAGGAUUACUUGGGGAAGCAAGUGGCCGAACUUCUGGGAUGCAAAUCAGAAAUGCUUAACGAUUACUUUAGUAUACAGAUUGAAGGAAAUCGCAAUCUCGCUGGGAUACCUCUAGUUCUUGUGGGUUAUAUUCCUGAUCUCACCCAACUUCCAUCGUUUGUUUUACGAUUGGCAUCGGAUGUUGAGUGGAACGUGGAAAAAGAUUGCUUUGAUACUGUCUGCCGCGUCAUGGCCAAGUUCUAUCGAAAGCCCAACGACCAUGAAGUUCUCAACGUUGGCUCAGACAAAGACUGGAAAUGGACGGUAGAGCAUGUCCUCUAUCCAGCCAUCAAGGCCUCAUUACUUCCUCCCAAAGCAUGGAUUAGUGACGGCACUAUCCUGCAAAUUGCCGACUUGCCUGAUCUGUACAAGGUGUUUGAGCGAUGCUGAGGAGCAACAUCAGUCAUAUUAUAACAGCUGUAUCGAUCCUAAAGAUCAGAGACGAGCAUAUAUUAAAUUCUAAAUUCUUCGUAA
This is a messenger RNA of Daphnia pulicaria, 2340 nucleotides long. It is a transcript of the gene Mlh1, whose product is annotated as DNA mismatch repair protein Mlh1-like. NCBI's taxonomy places the organism in Eukaryota, Metazoa, Arthropoda, Branchiopoda, Diplostraca, Daphniidae. Gene Ontology annotation, biological process: mismatch repair. Gene Ontology annotation, cellular component: MutLalpha complex. The record is from RefSeq and is a predicted model, not a curated record. The transcript has 10 exons. Bases 112 to 2256 code for a protein of 714 amino acids. Gene Ontology annotation, molecular function: ATP binding; ATP-dependent DNA damage sensor activity; ATP hydrolysis activity.